Pantherophis guttatus is the source of this 1095-nucleotide messenger RNA. RefSeq lists its product as uncharacterized. NCBI's taxonomy places the organism in Eukaryota, Metazoa, Chordata, Lepidosauria, Squamata, Colubridae. The record is from RefSeq and is a predicted model, not a curated record.
UAACACGACAUGGAAUGAUUGUCUUGUUAGAUACCUUGCUUGCAUUUAGAUGCCUGAUUGUCUUGCAAGUUAGAUACAUUGUCUUGAGUUUGGAGUGUCAUAAAGUUAACUGAAAGACGUCAACUCUAAUGGAUUUUACCAAGUUUCCAGACUAUAUGGAGGGACUCGGAGACAGAUUCAUGAAAUGUACAGUGGAAUCUAGGACAAGACCAAACUGUGAAGCCAAUUUUAAGGUUAUGCUGCAUAUGCCUCCAGAUGGACUCCAAGAAAAAACAGGUCAUGUGGCACAUGAAGUAGAUCAACAGUGGAAGAGAAGAAACUGCACCAAAGGAGCAUUUAAUGUCAUUGCCACAACUGGAUCCAUGAAACUGCGGAAAAGAAGGACAAACUUGACCCACAAGCUUUCAGAUUCUGGUGGCAGAUUCUGGGAAGAAUUUUCAAUUCAUCUUGAUCAUACCACAAGCUUUUCUAAGUACUCCAGGCAUCAAAAUGCCAAUGUUUCCGUCACUGAUCUGAUAGAGGAAUUGAAAAUAGAGGACCAAAAUUCCCUGUCUGCACUGCCUGCAGUGCGGCUUCCUUCAACAGAAAGUCCCAACGACAUUGAUAUGCAACCCACCAGUGAUCUCCAAACAGCAAAUGAGAUGAUGAAUCUUCCCCAAAGAUAUUCCAGGACUGCAGAACCUUCCACAGGGUUGGGAGCUUUUACUGAUGCAGCAGGACUGAUACCUGAUCACCCCUUGCUCAUGGAUGUUGAGUUUUCAGAAUCUGAAGGACUGACAUCAACUCCUGCGGUGGCUCCUUUGCCCCUGCUCGCAGGAUCUGAUGGUGACAUCGUGAUGCAUGAUGAAACAAUGAUCAGGAAGUCAAAAGGGAUACCAAUUCUAGAACGAGUUGGGGAAACACUACGGCAAAAAAAACUGCGUGUCACCCAGGCUUGAGUGAUGUUGAAAUGAAUCACACGGCUCCUUCAGAGUCUUUUCUACUGUCUGUGAUUGCUUAACUCUGAUGAGCAUAAAUGGAUUUUCACAGCUUCACAAAUAGACACGUUUUAAAAUAGCUGCGGUGAAAUAAAACAAAAGAUUGGGAACAAAUGUA